AUGCAGUACAAGGCUCUCGCUCUCGCCGGUCUCUCCCUCUUUGGCGCCGCCGCCGCCCAGCAGGUUGGCAAGGAACAAACCGAAACCCACCCCAAGCUCACCUGGCAGACUUGCACUGGAACUGGUGGCAAGAGCUGCACCAACAAGAGCGGCUCCAUCACUCUUGAUUCCAACUGGCGCUGGACUCACGUUACCAGCGGUUACACCAACUGCUACACUGACAAUGCCUGGAACGAGACUACUUGCAAGAGCGGUACCGACUGUGCUAAGAACUGUGCCAUUGACGGUGCUGACUACUCUGGCACUUAUGGUAUCACCACCAGCAGCAAUGCCUUGACCUUGAAGUUCGUCACCAAGGGAUCCUUCUCGACCAACAUUGGUUCCCGUACCUACCUCAUGGAGAGCGACUCCAAGUACCAGAUGUUCAACCUCAUUGGUAACGAAUUCACCUUUGAUGUUGAUGUCUCCAAGCUGCCCUGCGGUUUGAACGGUGCUCUCUACUUCGUCGAGAUGGCCGCCGAUGGUGGCAUGAACAAGGGAAACAACAAGGCCGGUGCCAAGUACGGAACUGGAUACUGCGACGCUCAGUGCCCCCACGACAUUAAGUGGAUCGAGGGUGCUGCCAACUCCGAGGGCUGGAAGCCAUCUGACAACGACAAGAACGCCGGUAGCGGCAAGUACGGAGCCUGCUGCCCGGAGAUGGACAUCUGGGAGGCAAACAGCAUCUCCACUGCCUACACCCCUCAUCCUUGCACCAAGAAUGGUCUUACCAAGUGCUCUGGUACUGACUGCGGUGACGCUGACCAGCGUUACGAUGGUAUCUGCGACAAGGACGGCUGUGAUUUCAACAGCUACCGCAUGGGUGUCAAAGACUUCUACGGCCCGGGAGCCACCCUUGACACCAGCAAGAAGAUGACUGUCGUCACCCAGUUCGUUGGAUCCGGAUCCAACCUUUCUGACAUCAAGCGUUUCUACGUUCAGGACGGCAAGGUCUUCAAGAACUCCGACUCCACCAUCUCCGGUGUUAGCGGAAACUCCAUCACCGACCAGUUCUGCAAGGACCAGAAGGCUGCCUUCGGUGACCAGACUCACUUCAUCAAGGCCGGUGGUCUUAAGCAGAUGGGUGCUUCCCUUGCGAAGGGACACGUCCUCGUCAUGUCUCUCUGGGACGACCACGCAGUCAACAUGCUCUGGCUCGACUCCACCUACCCCACUGACAAGGACCCCGAGACCCCUGGUGUCGGCCGUGGUACCUGCCCCACUGACUCUGGCAAGCCCGAGGACGUUGAGGCUAACUCCCCCGACUCCACUGUCAUCUACUCCAACAUCAAGUUCGGACCCAUUGGCUCCACCUUCGCUGCCCCCGCAUAAAUUGAUAUCGCCGAUUAGAUGGUGUGUAUGGGGAUCUGGCUUGGUUGCGAAAGCUUCAUUCAAUGUCAAUAGCAUUUCUUCACUUCUGUACAUUCUUUGGAGGACUAGAGGAAGAUAGAGAACAGCAC
Molecule: messenger RNA, 1499 nt
Organism: Aaosphaeria arxii CBS 175.79
Lineage: Eukaryota; Fungi; Ascomycota; Dothideomycetes; Pleosporales
Product: glycoside hydrolase family 7 protein
Exons: 3
Coding region: 1-1371 (456 amino acids)
Biological process (GO): carbohydrate metabolic process
Molecular function (GO): hydrolase activity, hydrolyzing O-glycosyl compounds
Source: RefSeq, a predicted model, not a curated record